CCGGCAUUCUGACAUGCCUUGAUUGGACGGCCUAGUGGCCGUUGAAAGGGGAUCAGGCGCCACGGUAGUGCGUUGCGCAAGCAGGUUGGGAGGCCGUCGGCCUGUUUACCAACGGCUCAUCCGUUACCAGCCAUCUUUGACGGACCCGUGCAUGAACUGCAGAUCUGAGCAGACCCCUCAUCUUCCACUUACCACAACGGCUCCAGCACUAUCGUCAAACGUUCUGUGCUACGCUAUCUCGCCCUACCCCACAGCAUCGUCCAUGGGGCGCCGUAAACAGCAAUCGAGGUGAACGUCCUCAGCAACACACUCGAGUCAGCACCACGCCAUGCACUCGUCCAUGGCGACGUCUCUGAUGCAACUUCAAUGGCCCGUUCUUUUGCACGUUUCACUCGUGCUAUCUGUUGUUGCCGCUCAGAUGCCAUACAAUCCGACUCGAUUGCUCCAUAACAACGACCAUGUCUACGUGUUCCAGCCAUCGACCCAGUCGUCCACGCAAUUCCAGCUAGGCUCCAUCGACGUCUCGUCCAACAUCAAUGCCGCCAAACUGCCAUACACGACACUGUACCCGACUCUGCCAUUCCUGGACGACAAGAACCCACGAGCGUUUACACCAGUCCUCGACGACGAUGGAAAUCUUACCGUAUACACGGGCAACUGCUCUCAGGGUGCGGCCGGAGGUGAAGUCUGGAGCUUUACUCCAGCUUCAGAAAGCAGCCAGAGUAGUUGGCUGCAGCAGGACGUGUCCGUCGCGAAUGACAAGCACGUGUCAGUAUUAGGCGCAAACUACCUCAGCAACGGCAUCUCGUUCUCUAGCAUCGUUGGAGGAGAUGCUGCUAAUACCGGGGCCUACUUGUUCGGUGGUAUGUGCCCGCAGGCAGGGCAUAGCGCCACCAAUGACUGGCAGUCGGCCGCAAAUUAUUCGAACCUUAUGCUCACAUUGACACCGUCUAACAACAAAGACAGCGCUCUUACGUACCAGAUGGAUGUCUCAUCAAGCCGAGGACCACCGAUACCAGAAGCUGGCUUUACAAUGACUGGACUGCCGCCAACGUACUCGAAUCGUAGCGAUGGAUCGCAAACACAGCAGCAAAAUUUUGUUUUGAUAGGCGGGCAUACCAGCGCUGCCUUCAUCAAUAUGUCACAAGUUGCCUUGUUCUCUCUGCCAGAGCAAGGAUGGACCUUCAUAGGCGUCCAGCAGCCAGAGACACCGCACGCUGAUCUUACUCUACGCGAUAUUACCACCGUCGACCCACGGUCAGGUCACACUGCUGUGUUGUCAUCAGAUGGGCAACAAAUCGUGGUCUAUGGCGGCUGGGUUGGAGACAUCAAUUCACCAGCGGAACCUCAACUGGCUAUCCUCAACAUUGCGAAUGGUUAUGGCGGCGACGGCACGUGGGAAUGGGUAAUCCCAGACAGUUCCUCGGGCAGCGGUCCACCAAGCGGCUCCAGUCUUUACGGUCAUGGCGCAGUCAUGCUUCAAGGCGGCGUUAUGAUGGUCACUGGCGGCUUUUCAAUCACCACAACCGGCUCGCGACGACGAAGAGCCACUUCUGCUCUGAACACUCAGACGUACUUCCUCAACAUCACAUCGAAUACCUGGAUAGAUGAUUACGUUUCGCCCUCCGGACUCUCAGACUCAAAACCGGUACAGACAGGGCCUUUGUCGAGUCCUGGCCAGAAGGCAGGGCUUGGUGUUGGGAUAGGAAUCGGAAUGGCUGCUGUAUGUGGUCUGUUCGCUUUCUACAUGUGGUAUACGAGGCGGCUUCACAAGCAACGAGAGCUGCGGGAGAAGCAGCUGCAGGAUCUCUCCUUCGCAGCUCAUAGGUACAACAUCGAUGACUAUUCUCCCGGAUUUGACGGUCGAGGAGGUCACGCGGAUGCAUUGGAGUAUCAGAACGGAUCUUACUAUUUCCCGCCAGGUGAACAGGGUGGCCAAGGCUGGAAGAGCUCACACGGACAAGAUGUUGAAAGAACAGGCCUCCUUCUCGAGAUUCCCAGCCCCACUCGUGGGCUACGACGCAGUCUCAGCGGGAGACCUGCUUAUGCCUUGGGUGCUACUCGCGGUCCAGGCCAGAUCCAUCCAAUCGACGAGCUGGAAGAAGACGAAGAAGAAGCUGAGAGGGCUACUGACAAGACACCUUUGACCGAAAGACAUGAAAUGAGUGAGCGAAGGGUCGAUCAAAGUUCGUCAGUCUUCGACACCGCACCGCAACUUGAUCCGUUCAAUGAUGCUCAGCAUCAGGGCAGAGCCAUCAAGACUUCGCCACGCUCGGUAUCUUCUUCUCCUAUUCUGGAGGACGUCCACGAUCACGACCAACUAAUGACUGAGUGGCCUGGGCCGAGCCCAAUUGCGAAUCGCCGUUCGAAUACAGUUUCGAGCGGCCGUCUCUCUCCAGACAAAGCGUCAUCGGAUGAACGUACGAAUUCCAAUCUCAGUGAGAGGAGUACACUAUCAAACCUAUCAUGGACAUCUUCGCACGGCAGUCUCGCGAGAAGCACGUCCUUGCGUGCCAUGACCAUCACGACUGCGCAUCAAGCCAAUCCAUUCAAAACUCCAGAUGCUAGUCCAACGCACGAUAGGCCACGCAGAUAUAGCGAAAGCAGUAGAAAGGCCCAGGCACACCUACGGACACAGUCUUUCAGCAGUGUGCGUAGCAAUGGAAAUCCCGGUGUUGAUACAUCCAAGACUGUACACGCUUCUUUCGCACACCUCCAAGCCGAAGGUGAGGCACUACUUGGUGGUAAUCCGGAGCAGGUUCGUCCUGGCACUUCAUCGACCUCAAAUGGGUCGAAUUCAUUGGGGGCCACAGAAGCAAAUAACAGUCGCGCUACAACAGCCACACCGGCGACUUCUCAUGCGUUGGAAAUGUCACGCCCUGGGAGUCGAGACGCGAGGAAGAGUUGGUUAGGCAGUGUACGAAGAGUGCUUCGCAGGUCGACCUCAGGCGCUGACCGAACUCGAUCUCUCACCAACACCGUCUCAUAUCAUGAGCCGUAUACAGAUCACCCUAUCUCGCCAGUUGAGGCUUCGGCGACUGACAAUCGAAAGUCUUUCCCGUCUAGUCAAACGCCUCGAAGGGCAGCAUCGGAUGCGACAUUCUGGAAGAGCAGAAGAGGCCAACAUGAUUGGGAAGAAGAGCUGGAAAGCAGAUGGGCGCGAAACAGUGGUGAUGAUUGGGGCGCGCCAGAGGAUAUUGCUCGCGCCGAGAAGGAUCGCCUGCGACAGGAGUGGCGGGAUAGAGGCAACUUGCUGGUCAACCUAACCUCUGAUGACGAGCUACCUACGCCGCGCACACCAAUAGCACCGAACGAGCUUGGCAUCCCAAGCGUCAGUCAACGUCCUUGCACUCCCGCCGAUGAAGGGGAUUGGGACGUCGAGGCUGCCGUUGAACGCCGUGUUGUUCAAGUCAUGUUCACUGUGCCCAAAUCGAAGCUUCGAGUCGUAAAUGCCGACCCUGAUGGGUCAAGCAUCCUUUCACUGCCUCGUGAGAAUUCGAGAGAGGGCGACGAUUUCUUGAAAGGAGAGGCAAGCGGCUCACCCAGUCGAGUGAAGGAUCUUGCCGGCAGAUUUGAGCAGAUGUCAGGAUCGAAGGUCUCGUCUUCUCGCAUAACCCCCAGAGCCAGUCCAGUUCCAAGUCCCUCUCCCAGUAUCAGAAGUAUGAAAAUUCGGGCGAAGAGAAGUUCAGCAUCUUUGAGCACCCAAGUUAUAGGACAGAGCGGUCUGACGAAGCCUCUGGCCGAGUUGAAGGCGAAGGACAAUAUCGUUGAGGAAUAAUACCCUAUAGGCACGGAGUAUUCAGGCGUUAGAUGAUUUGAUGGUAUAUAUGCCAUAGACUGGAAGUUGGCGCUCUUUGUCGGUUCUUCACGGUGUAAAUGAAUUAGCGUUUGGUGUCAGUGCGGCGUUAAGCUGUUGGCCAUGGUUUUGUCCAGGCCAAAGAUUUUUGACGUUGCACAAGCAACGUUAUCACGGUAUAUAGCAGUAUAUGCACAACCUUUUCACCCAUAAUG
This is a messenger RNA of Boeremia exigua, 4011 nucleotides long. RefSeq lists its product as uncharacterized. The transcript has a single exon. Lineage: Eukaryota; Fungi; Ascomycota; Dothideomycetes; Pleosporales; Didymellaceae. The record is from RefSeq and is a predicted model, not a curated record. Gene Ontology annotation, molecular function: protein binding. The coding region runs from base 329 to 3778 and encodes 1149 amino acids.